GGGCUGGAGCAGAGCUGUGGCUCUGGGGCUCUCCUGGCUGGGGAGGCAGAGCCCUGUGUGCUGGCACAGACAGGAGGAGUGUGCCUGGCCCCACAGCUGCAGCCUGCCCUGGAGAAGGCUCAGGCUGCCAGUGGUGGUGAGGAUAAUGGAGCGUGUCCCACAGCGACGUGGCCUUCUGCCUCCCAGCCCGGUGUCUGAGCACAGGGGACCACAGGGGGGCUGAGCUGCAGGCAGGAUCUGCUGCAGAGGAACAACCUGGGGCUGGUGGGCACUGUCUCCCAUCAGGAAACUGACUCAAGGAAGAGAAGACGAGGGUGAGGUGAGGUGAGGUGAGGUAAGGCUGGCAGCAGAAGUGGAAAUUUUGGGUUGAAUCUCCAGCCAUGGUUCUCUUGGAUGCCUUGUCCUACUCAGCACCAGCUCCGGGACCGUAGCCAAGGUGGUGAGUCUUGUCUACCCCGAGCAUCUGCUGCGUGGCAGGAGGGAGCACCAAGUCCUUCUGGCUGUGCCAGGGCUGUGAGCAGCACUGUCAGGCCGGCAGGGACUGUCGUUGGGGUGGCACAGAGCAGCUGUGGCUGCCCAGCCUGGGCGCUGUGGCUUGGCAGCACUGAGAGCAGGCACUGCCAGGUGCAGGUUCAGGGUCCUUCUGUCCUUGAGGGAACCAUUGGAAGCUGCACCUCAGUUUAUCUGUGAGUUGGAGGCAGAGACAAAGGCUGGAUGAUCCUGUGGCAGGGCAGUGCUGGGGAUUAAUUGGCUCAGAGCUGUUCUGAGAUGCAAACUGAGAGCUGGUUGUUCACAGCGCGUCGGGGCCUGAUUCUCACCCUGAGCUACAUCUCCAUGCCUGCCAAAGUUUUUCUACUGCUACACAGAAGGAUGUGUUUUCAGCAAAGACUUCCAUGUAGAAGACUGAAAAAAAAUUAAGUAAAAAGUAACUCCAAGCUCGGAAUGGUGUUGCCAGGGAGAAUGUUUACAAGGAAGCAGCCUGAUAAACAAGGAAAAUCGGCAGCCUCAGGAAAGCAGGCUGGACUGAAAAAGUAACGGAAUUAUGUGGAACUUGUCUGAGUCACUGACCCUACAUCUCCACAAGUUCUUUCAGGGACUGCCAUGAAGGAGGACCAAAGAGGCUGCAGCUGAGAGGAGAUCUGCCCUUUCUGGUCACCAAGGGUUUCAGAUCUCCUCCCCUAGCCUCUCCCAGUCUUUUGUACUUUGUGUGUUAAUCCAUCCAGUGCAGCAUACACUGACAGAGGCAGGAGCUGGAAAGCUUGCUCUGAAAGCCUCUGAAUGCUGCUGGACCAGCCACAGGCAUGAACUUGAAACCCGUGCUCAUCCUCCUUGGUCUGGCGUUAGCCACGAUCUUCGCCUUGGUCUGCGUGUUGCUGACCAGAGAAAGGAGCCCCAGGAGCUGCCAGCACCUGCCCCCGGAGCAGGAGGACACGGAGGAUGGCCAGAGCCUGGUGUUUGCUGACCUGACAGCUGAGGAGAUGUCGCAGGUGGUGCGGUACCUGCAGGGACACCUCGGGGUGCCGCUGGUGGACGCGUCGCGUGCCGAGCCCUCGGAGAACUGCAUCGCCUGGGUGGAUCUGCAGGUGCCCGCCAAGGCAGAGGUGCUGCGGUUCCUGGACGCCGGCGGGGCUCGUCCCCCCCGGGAGGCUCUGGCUGUGCUGUACUUUGGGAAGCAGCCGGAGCCCAACAUCACCGAGUACGUGGUGGGGCCGCUGCCGAGGCCGGCGUACCACCGGGACGUGACGGCGCACAAGUACGGGGGGAAGGUGCCCUACCACCGCAGGCCCGUCACGGGCAGGGAGUACGCGGAUAUCAACGCCCUCAUUCAGAGGGAGCUGAAAAAGGCGCCGCGCUUCCUCGCCGCGUGCUGCGAGUCCGACGGAACCAACCUGGUCACCCUCACCACAGCCCCACGGGGCUUCGAGUCCGGCGACCGCGUGACCUGGUUUGUCCUUUUCCACAAUGUGGCUGGCACUGGCUACUACCUGUCCCCAGUGGGGCUGGAGGUGCUGGUGGAUCAUGGGGACCUCCAGGUCUCCCGGUGGCAGCUGCGCAAAGUCUUCUACAACGGCCGGUACUUUGCCAGCACCGGGGAGCUGGAACAGGAGUUUGUGGCGGGCACGCUGGAGGUGGUGAGACUGAAGCAGCCCCAGGCUGAUGCAGUGCUGGGCUCAAUGAAGCCCCGGCGCCUGCCUGGGACCCCGGGCCCGCUGCAGUUUGAGCCGCAGGGUCGCCGCUACAGCGUCAGGAACAACCGCGUCACCUUCCAGGGCUGGAGCAUCGCCUUCGGCAUGAACCCCAACACCGGCCCGCGCCUCUUCGACAUCAGGUACCGUGGGGAGAGGAUUGCCUAUGAGCUGAGCCUGCAGGAAGCCUUAGCCCUGUACGGCUCCAACUGCCCCGGGGGCAUGUCCACCCGCUACCUGGACGGCAGCUUUGGCAUCGGCAGGUUUGCCUAUGAGCUGGUGCAGGGCCUGGACUGCCCCUACACGGCGACCUACGUGCACCGGCACUACCUGGCGGAGUCAGACACUCCCAGAACCAACCAAAACUCACUCUGCAUUUUUGAGCACGACUCUGCCCUCCCUCUGAGGCGCCACUUCUCCGACUCCCAGUCCUUCUACUACGGCGGGCUGCGGAAAAACACGCUGGUCAUCCGCACCAUCUCCACGCUCAUCAACUACGACUACAUCUGGGACUUCAUGUUCCAUGCCAGCGGGGCCGUGGAGGUCCGGGUGCACGCCACAGGCUACAUCAGCUCCUCCUUCCUCCACGGCCGAGGCACUGACUAUGGCAACAGGGUUGGGCCCCACACGCUGGGGACGAUGCACCUCCACCACAUCCACUACAAGGUGGACCUGGAUGUUGACGGGCAGCUGAACUCCCUGGAGACGCAGGAUAUGGAGUACGAGUUUGUCAGAGAUCCCUGGAGUGCACAGAACACCAUUGAGCGGCCAUACCUCCGCAGGGAAAGGCUGGAGAGGGAGGAUGAGGCAGCGUUCCCACUCAAUGUCCCCAUGCCCCGCUACAUCUCCUUUGUCAGCCCCAAUCCCAACAAGUGGGAGCACCCACGCAGCUACAGGAUCCAGAUCAUCAGCUUUGCUGGGAAGCACCUGCCCACCAACAGCUCCAUGGAACGCUCUGUCAGCUGGGGCAGGUACCAGCUGGCUGUCACCCGGAGGAAGGAGCAGGAGCCCACCAGCACCAGCAUCUACAACCAGAACGACCCCUGGACGCCCACUGUGGCCUUUGCUGACUUCAUCAACAACGAGACCAUCACCAACCAGGACUUGGUUGCCUGGAUCACAGUGGGGUUCCUGCACGUCCCUCGUGCUGAAGACAUCCCCAACACAGUGACAGUGGGGAAUGGUGUUGGCUUUUUCCUGAGGCCCUACAACUACUUCAACGAGGACCCCUCGGUGGAUUCACCUGACAGUGUGUACUUCAGCAGCGAACAGGAUGUCGGGGCAUGUGGGGACAAUCCCCUUGCCUGCCUGUCCUCUGCUGCCACCUGUGCCCCCCGCCUGCCCCCCUUCCACUUCGGGGGCUUCCUCAACCUCAGCCUGGUGCCGCCUCUUGGCGGGCUCUGAUGGGCCAGGGGCUGCUGCUGGCUCAGGGUGCCUACUCAGAGGGUCUCUGUCCCACACCAGACCUGCUGUCCCCCUGCCCAGGCUGUCCUGUGCUGCGAGAAGCUCAGUUCUUGUUUCAGCACUGCCAAAGGAGGGCCCAAAGCCUGUGAAAAGCAGCCCCCUGGGUGUGAUUUUUUAUCUCACCCUGGAUGUCACCCGGUGCCCACAGCCGCUCCCCUCCUCUGGGAUGGGGCUUCCACCGCCUUCCCAUCCCUGGUGCACACAGGGGGACAGUGCUGGCCAGGGCACAAAGCUGCAGCUGCCCUCGGAGCUGCGUCCACCUGAGGUUUUGCCUGCUGUGGCAGGAGUCAGUGGUGUGGGGUUGCUGUGGAACUGCCACAGGAUGCCCAAACCCCCUGCCCAGCCUCGCAGCCAUUGCAGCAGAGGGCCAGCUCUGCAGAGGGAGGUGCUGCCCUGGGCUGGCUAGGAGGCUGCUGGAGGAGCUCUUGGCUGGGUCUCUGGAUGGGCACUCCCCGGGCUGGGCUGCCCCGUGUCUGCCCUUCCCAAUAAACGGGCACUCGAGUGCUUUUCCUGAA
Motacilla alba alba is the source of this 4165-nucleotide messenger RNA. RefSeq names its product amine oxidase copper containing 3 (gene AOC3). Lineage: Eukaryota; Metazoa; Chordata; Aves; Passeriformes; Motacillidae. The record is from RefSeq and is a predicted model, not a curated record. The coding region runs from base 1302 to 3590 and encodes 762 amino acids. Gene Ontology annotation, molecular function: copper ion binding; primary methylamine oxidase activity; quinone binding. Gene Ontology annotation, cellular component: plasma membrane. The transcript is spliced from 6 exons. Gene Ontology annotation, biological process: amine metabolic process.